Penicillium arizonense is the source of this 474-nucleotide messenger RNA. Its product is annotated as proteasome assembly chaperone 4 family protein. The transcript is spliced from 2 exons. Bases 1 to 474 code for a protein of 157 amino acids. Gene Ontology annotation, biological process: proteasome assembly. The record is from RefSeq and is a predicted model, not a curated record. NCBI's taxonomy places the organism in Eukaryota, Fungi, Ascomycota, Eurotiomycetes, Eurotiales, Aspergillaceae.
AUGGCCACCGAUAUGUCUCCAGCUAUCCCUCAAGCAGAGCUUACCCCGCCGAGCGUCAAGCCUCAAGAGCUCUCGUUCACAUUGCCCAGAGCUUUGCACACAACGGCACAUGUUCACUUGAACUUUAUGAACCAUUGUGCCACUGUUUUCCUCGCUACAUCUACACCUGGUGACUCGGGUGGCUCUAUCAAGCCGAUGGGGAGCUUUGUCUACGCAAUGCCUGAUCGCACGUCACCCAAAUCAACAAUCUCAACCACACUCUACACAUCACCACCCAGUAUCGAAUACACAACUCGCAUAGCCAAAAUCCUGGCUAGACGGCUUUACAUGCCCGUCUACGUCGGUUGCAGCAUUGACCCGCAUUCCUUGGGCUUGGAAGUUCAGGAAGAGAUGGAGGGACUUACCAGCAUUGUUAACGUGAUUAUGGCGAAUUGGGAAGAGCAUAAACAGGAGAAGGCUAGAAGUGCGAAAUAA